Molecule: messenger RNA, 3330 nt
Organism: Hyposmocoma kahamanoa
Lineage: Eukaryota; Metazoa; Arthropoda; Insecta; Lepidoptera; Cosmopterigidae
Product: dystrobrevin beta
Exons: 21
Coding region: 163-2286 (707 amino acids)
Biological process (GO): synaptic signaling
Cellular component (GO): synapse; plasma membrane
Molecular function (GO): zinc ion binding
Source: RefSeq, a predicted model, not a curated record
CCACUGUGAAAAUUAGUUGUAAAUGUGAAAUUUAAGUAUCACCAAAUUAUCUGUAAUUUAUCUUGAAUCGAUUUAUCUUGGAAAAUAUCUUGAGUUUGCGGUGAAUUAAUUAUCGUUAUGUCAACUAAAAUAUGUGCUAACUGUUAACAAAAGCCAUCAAAAAUGUCUCUGGAACGUGACUCUGUGGGCAUUGCACCGUCUGUAGGUGCGCUGAGCAUGCCAAGUGUCCCCGUGUCGGGUACCGACCCUCGGUCACAGCUAUUGCAAGAGAUGAGAGAACAGAAUUUUGAUUUAAUCCGAUUCGCAUCCUACCGGACAGCGUGUAAGCUGAGAUAUGUGCAGAAGAAGUGCAAUUUGCAUGUAAUCGACAUAUGGAAUGUAAUAGAAGCAUUCAGAGAGAAUGCUCUCAACACACUUGAACCCACCGCAUGUGUAAACGUUACUCGGCUAGAGACACUUGUGUCUUCACUGUACCACAAUUUGAACAAACGACUACCACCUGUUCAUCAAGUGUCUGUUGAAGCUUGUUCGGCGCUCUUGUUGAAUUGGUUGCUGUCCGCUUACAGUACUGGGGAUAAUGUGGGCAAGAUCCGAGUGUUUUCGAUAAAAGUGGCGUUGGCGACUAUGUGUGCUGGAAAACUCAUGGAUAAACUUCGGUAUAUUUUCUCUCAGCUGUCAGACGGCAAUGGCCACCUGCUGAUGAAGCGCCUCUCCGAUUACCUUCGUGAAGUCCUAGCGCUACCUGCUGCGGUCUACGAGUCACCUAGCUUCAACUACAACGAUUCACUUGCUCUUACUAUGUUCAAUCAGAAUACCAAGAUAACAGUGAACGACUUCCUGGACACCCUGAUGUCGGAUCCAGGGCCCCCGUGUCUCGUGUGGCUGCCUCUUCUACAUCGGCUUGCGAGCGUUGAGAAUGUGGUCCACCCUCUAGCGUGCAGCGCGUGCCGCCGCAGCUCCUUGACAGGCUUCCGCUACCGCUGCUCACGAUGUACCAACUACACGUUGUGCCAGGACUGCUUCUGGCGCGGGCGUGUCUCGGGUACUCACACUAACGAACAUGAGGUCAAGGAAUAUGCUGCUUAUAAAUCACCUUCGAAACAGAUCGGUGCUACUCUCCGCAAAUCAUUUCGUUGCGUGCCUGAGCGUGCGCGCCCGCAGUUACCGCGGUAUCCCGACCAGCCAGAGAGGACGCUCAACCUAAGCCAUAUCGUGCCGCCAUCACCGGUUCCAGCACAUAACGGGUUCCCAGAGUACGCAGGCGGCUACGUUAAUACGGGCUCACUUGACUCAAGAUCUUCGCGCUCUACGCAUCGCAGUAUAGUGGAACACCUGUCUCGUGGAGUAGACGACGAGCAUCGUCUCAUAGCGAGAUACGCGGCGCGAUUGGCACAGGAGAAUCGUACAAUGCCUCGUGCCGGGAGGUCGGCAUCACUCACACCCGAAUUGGGUCGAUCGUCGUCUGAAGGCUCGGACGUGGACGCGGCGCGGCAGCAGCGCGAGCUCAUCUCUCAGCUUGAAGCCAAAAACAGGGAGAUCAUGCGCGAAAUCGCCAGGCUUCGACGUCAACAAGAAGCGGAAUCAUCAGACGGCGUCCGCCCCGGCGGGGGGGCUCCCCCUCUCGUGUCCGAAUUACGAGCGCUGCGCGCGCGCAAGGAUGAGCUAGAGGGACACCUUUCCAGCUUGCAGGAGUCACGGAAGCACCUCAUGCAGCAGUUGGAAGGACUCAUGAGGAUGUUGAAGACGCAACAAUCAUCCCCUCGGUCCACCCCCAACUCGUCUCCUCGGUCGACAAAGAGUCCCCCUCUUCCGGGUGCGCAGCCGCAGCCCAGUGCGCCCGCGCCCGCUCCGGAGAGCAGGGAAAGAGAACCCCCGAUGCGAGGUACAGCCCGCAGUGCGCCGCAAACCCCAUCUCUCGGCGAACGAGAAAGAAUCGACAUGACACACAGUCUCGGUGGAAUGGAGAGCAUGGGCAACGAUGGACGAAAUUUCCAUCCGCACCAACGACCUACCACCAUGGGUAUAGACAACAGGGGCCUACGUAGCGAUCUUCUCUAUGCAGCGGAUUCAGUAACGAACGCCAUGUCCACCCUCGUUCGAGAACUUAACUCAGAGGGGUCCGACACUGAGGACACCGUGAAGGGGCAUGCUGACUCCAGAAAACAGAGAAAUUUUGAAGAGGACGAAGAUAGCGACGAGCCGAUGCCGCGACCGCAGCCACCUCGACAUUAUAUUCACGACAACAACGUACAGAGCAUGGCAUCUAGUGUUAAAACACAUUCCUAAAUUGGUUUUAAAGAUUGCUUCAGGACACCCCCCCACCCCUGCCGGCGCGCACAGGGCAUUAUUACGCGCGUCCGCCGCCAUAGCUGCCCCCCCGCCCUGCGCCGCCUGCGCCCCCGCGCCGUUCCAGCGCUGACCUCACCCCCCUAAUGUAAUAUAAGCACUUUUUCAUACCCUUUGUAUGUUUAGGUCUCUUUAGGGUGGUUGUAAUUAAGCUAAACUGUACAUUUGAUUCAUUUCUCUUUUAGUCACCAUCUUGCCACUCGCGUAUGAAAGGAAAAUUUCUAUCCAUUUCAUACACCGGUGACCUAUUGGGAAUAAAAAUUUCUAUUUAUAUCCUUUAACUGAAUAAAAAAUCGUUGUCACCUUUAUGCAAAUAUCAAUAUAUUAUAUAUAAAUGAAAACUACACGCAGUAUUGUGCCGAGUAUAGUUAAACCACACUACGUUUUUUUCCAAUUGAAUAAUGUAGUAUUCAAAUGGGAAAAUCUAUUCCUAAAUUAUCAGCACCUCUGAUAGCAAUUUUCGUAGUCUCUAACGACCGCAUUAAAAAAUCGUAUGAAAAUGUUUAUUAUCGUAACAGCCAGGGGCGACAUACAUUUUGCUAUAGAAAAUUCUACGUGGUGUUAGCGACUGGCAAUACUGAAAACUCAAUUUUCGCUGGAAUUGUGGUGAAAUGAAGAAAGUAUACCUUAAGCGUAUCGUCAUAAAUUCAUGGCGGACGCUUGAGAUUUGGGCUUAGGUGUACAGUCUCCUUAUCAUGUGUACUUAUUAUAUGGUUAACCUACUAGAUUAACUAAAAUAAGUUAUUAAGUAUUUAUAACGAACUUGUUGUUGAUAUGGUGGCGUAAUUACUUAAUGAUGUUACCACGUAUUUUAUUUUUACGUAAUGGAGAUUGUCGACAGAGACGCCUUCAUGCGUAUUAUGUCGUGCCUGCGGGUUAAAAAAAAACUACUUACCAUUGACAGACUGCUAUAUUAAAAUGCGGAUUAACACUCAUUACACUGAAUUGAGAAUCGCAACCGCAUGUCAUUAAAAUGAGGAAGAA